Molecule: messenger RNA, 195 nt
Organism: Clonostachys rhizophaga
Lineage: Eukaryota; Fungi; Ascomycota; Sordariomycetes; Hypocreales; Bionectriaceae
Source: the annotation of a GenBank genome assembly
AUGGCGUGCUUCAAAGCCUGGAAGCUCCCGGACACCAGCUUUGGCUUGACCAGUGACUUGCCCAUUAAGCAGCGUACUAUAGCGGAGCGUAGAGGAGUAUGGUUGCGGUACGGAAAGCCGCAUGAGACUGACAUUAGAGACAUUCCAAUCAUGGACAAGUCGUAUUGGGCAAAGCGUCAACAAAAGACGCUGUAA